Molecule: messenger RNA, 2474 nt
Organism: Bacillus rossius redtenbacheri
Lineage: Eukaryota; Metazoa; Arthropoda; Insecta; Phasmatodea; Bacillidae
Product: tigger transposable element-derived protein 6-like
Exons: 2
Coding region: 498-2036 (512 amino acids)
Cellular component (GO): nucleus
Molecular function (GO): DNA binding
Source: RefSeq, a predicted model, not a curated record
GUAAGGUCCCUGAUGGUAAUAUGGCCAUGUUGGUAAUAUGGCCAUUUGGCUGCCAUUGACGUAGUUCGUGCGGAUACCGAUAGAAUGUGCUGGCAUGUUCUUCGGAACACCAUUGUCGAGAGCUCACAGAUUUGCCGGGUCCGGGCAGCACGCACACCACCAGGGAGGCGCCAUUUUCAUGGGUUUUUGCUGCGAGCAGAGAACUCUUCUUAUUUUACUCCGAAAUGAAUCCCUUCAAUCCACAAAAGAAGCGGGGUAGUUGGACACAAGAUGGACUCAGCAAGGCAGUAGAUGCUGUAAGACUUGGCAACCUAUCUGUUAAUGCAGCAAGUAAAAGGUAUGUCGUGCCUAGGCGAACCCUUCGCCGUUAUCUUUCCAAUAACCAAGAUGUUAAAUAAAAAUUGGGUUGUAAGGCAACACUCAAAACUGAGGAAGAGAGGGAACUUAGCAGGAGAAUAAUUCGUCUAGCAGAUGUUGGUUAUCCACUCACAUCAAAGAUGCUCAAGUUAAAUGUUUUUAAAUACUGCCGUGAAAAUGGGAUAACUCACCGGUUCACUAAAGAAACUGCAGGUCGCUACUGGUUGAAUGGCUUUUUGGCCAGAAAUCCUGAAAUUAGCAAACGAAAAGCUCAAAGGCUAAAUCCUGCCCGAGCUCAAAAGCUUAACAAAUUCAUAGUUGGAGACCAUUUUGAAAAAUUGCAGAAUGUCCUUGCUGAGAACAAGUUUUUAAACUUCCCUGAAAAAAUAUUCAACAUGGAUGAGAAGGGUUGUAGGUUACAACUGCACAAAGAUCCAGAGGUUUUGGCGAAAAAGGGGUCAAAGCGCGUCCAUAUUGUUGCAAAGGAACGUGGCGAGAGUGUUACUGUUGUAGCCUGUGGAAAUGCUACUGGAAAUGUCAUUCCCCCAAUGAUCCUAUUCCCUGGAUUAAGAAAAAAUCCAGCUUGGGAAAAAAAUUUACCUACAGGUUCAACAACAAUAAUGACUCGAAAAGGUAGCAUGACAACCGAAUCUUUUGUGUCCUUCCUGAAUCACUUCUCUAGGUUCAAGCCAAGUGGGCCUUGUCUUCUGAUUUUUGAUGGGGCUAAGUCACAUUUAGACUACAGCAUAUGUGAAGUUGCAGAACAGAAUGAAAUUAUUUUGUACUGUCUUCCGUCAAACACGACUCAUGAGUUACAGCCUUUAGACAAAGGUUGUUUCCAAAGUUUUGAGAUUUUUUGGGAUCAGCACACACUCCUUUAUUUUAAUAUGCACAAAGAACAGCAAGACAUUUCCAAAUUGAACUUUGCUGAUGUUUUUACACCAACAUGGGAAAAGUUAAUGACACAAGCAAACAUGAAAAGUGGAUUUAAGGCUACUGGCAUUUUCCCCUUCAAUCCGUUCGUGAUUCCAGAAGAGGCCUUUGCACCCAGCAUAGCUACUGAGCUUCCGCCACCUAACACAAAAAUGGCAGACGAAACUGUAACCGCUUAUGCGUUGCAGGAACAACAUAAUGCCAAUGACGACCAUUCAUUGGCAGGUCCGUCUGGUCUACAGACAAAUGUUAGCCAGCUUGGUUCUAGACACAGCACCAGUUCAUCAUCUGAUUCAGAUAUCACAGGAGACUUGGCACAACCUUUAAGUUCUUCAGAUUACUCUGAUAGUUUGCAUAUUCCCGAAAGUACUGCAAAUCUGUCCAGGCGUGGUUCCAUUGGAGAAAUGCUACCUACACCAAAGAAAAAACGGAAAACCACACGGGUUAUGAAACCUGCUAUAAACAACAGGGGUGUUGUACUGAAUAAAUCUUUAUUUGAAGAUAACAAGGAUGUAAAGUUAGAUAGCAGCAAGAACAGUGGAAACAGCAAAAAAUAUAAUACAAAGUCUGUUCGCCAGAUGACUGCUUCAAAGAAGUCUGAGAGUUGGUACUGUGCAAUUUGUUGCAAUGAUGAAGUGAAGGAUAUGAGACUGUGCGGAGUUUGUGAAAUAUAUGUCCAUGAAGAAUGUGUUGGCCUCACCAAAGAUCACAAAGAGUUUUUUAUUUGCCCGAAAUGUUUAUUAUAGUGUGAAUAUUUUGAAAGAGACCAAUAUGUUCCUUGUUAAUUUAAUAUUUUAUCUACAAUCUGACUUUCAUUAUCAAAAAAUAAUAAAACUGUAUUUUAUAUGUUUUAAAAAAUAUAUUUGCUGUUUAUUCUUAUGUAUGUAUAAGUAAAUAUUAUUUAAUAUUCAUCAGAAAUACAAUUCAUUUAUGAUUUGUGCUAAUAAACCUUAUUUUUAGCUUCCUAUAAAUCAUUGGCCAUAUUAACAUCACAUGCUUUUAAUAUGGCCCAAAUACAUGUAUUUAUUAUUUUUCAGUUAUUUUAUAAUGACAUGUAUUAAAAAAUGUUUUGUUAAUGGUUUUUGACAAGAAAAACUGUAGAUAUUAUGUCCAUCAAACACUUAUGGGGAUUUCCCGAAAACUAGAUAAAAUAAAAUUAAACAAAGCUUAACAUGGCCAUAUUA